GCAAAAAUGUUUCCUGUGAUCACCAUCGCCGUUCCCCGAUAUUAAUGAAAACGUUCUACGUUUUACCCGAACAUAAAUAACAAGACCCAAUACAACAUUCCUACGCGUCGCGCAAUUGACGUCAUCCUUAGCGCCUUCUCCGAGCGGCAUCCCGUUGCCUGGGCAACGCAGGCCUGGAGUGACAGGGCCGCAGCCGGGGUUGUGUUGCCGUGUUGCAGGAUGCAGUUUUCGGAUGAAGUGCUGGAUGGGGCGGCUGUGGAGUCCGUGUGGAGGAAGUCGCAGGAGUCUCGGUGUGAUUCGAGAAGCUGUCAGACGAUCCCCAUCGCCACAAAGGAGGCCGCUUCGCAAGUGUCCAGCGUCAGCGAGGCCUCUACUCAAACUGAGCGGAGACGAGACCCCGGUGUCUUGGAUGUUGAUCUCGGACCCCUCUUGGAUUAUCCGAACCUGGCAGAAUUUUUGGGACGCGUGGAAGGUGCGAUGAUAAGGGAACUGAAGAAGAACCGGAGAAGUCACGCCUUCGAUGGCUUCGUGGUGAACUGGGAAGAGCAGAACGAGCUGGUUUCCUGCUUGUACAGUCUGCGGUAUCCAGACGCUUCGGAGCGGCAGCUUGAAGUCACCUCGGUCACGUGGAACUGCACCGGCUCGGUUGUUGCCUGUUCAUAUGGCAGGUUAGGUGAUGGGGACUGGAGCACGGAGAAGUCUUACGUCUGCACGUGGAAUCUGGACCGCAGGGGUUUAAACCCAAAUCAACCGGAUGUCACGAUAGAAGCGACCAGCUCUGUUAUGUGCUUGGCCUUUCACCCAUCCAAACCAUCUCUGAUAGCUGGUGGACUUUUUACCGGGGAAGUUUUGGUGUGGGAUACAAGCCGGACAGAUGACCCAUUAGUUGGAAGGACAGGGCUUACACAAGAUACUCAUACAGAUGCAGUUUAUCAGGUCUGCUGGAUGCCGGAUAAGCCUCAGAGUCACAAGCCCCAGGUCCUGAGCAUCUCUACAGAUGGGAAAAUCCUCACGUGGCAGAUGGAGAAGGAGGGCCAGCUUGUUUUACAAGAUGGGUACGCACUAGUGGCUCAGCAAAUACCCAGCAACACAAAGAUAAACAAGCAUGGCCGUGGCGACACAGCCGUAGGUGUGACCUGCCUCUCCUUCUCACACUUUGACCCGACGCUGUUCAUUGUUGGCGUUGAAGGUGGAUAUCUGCUGAAGUGUUUCUCUGGGGCACAGACUUCAGCUCUCACCAGCACAGCAUCCUCUGUCCCGUUAAAAGCUCCGGCGCAAUUCACCUUCUCCCCACACGGGGGACCCGUUUACUGCGUGGACUGUUCUCCUUUUCAUAGGAACCUUUUCCUGAGUGGAGGAACAGACGGAAAUGCCCACCUGUACUCAAUGCUGCAGGCUAAGCCUAUAUCGUCGUUGCAGCUAUCAGAGAAAUAUAUCUUUGGUGUCCGAUGGUCACCGGUGCGUCCCCUGGUGUUUGCUGCUGCUUCAGGCCAUGGGGAACUCCUGCUGUUUGACCUCGCAAAAAGCUCCCAGAAGCCUUCACUGUCUAUAAAGCAGACCGACGACGGGAGACCCGUUUACUGCUUGGAGUUUAAUCGCACGCAGACCCAGCUGCUGGCGUCCGGAGACGCGACCGGAGUCGUCAAGAUAUGGCAGCUGAGCUCCGACUUCACAGAACAAGGACCCCGGGAGCUUGUCUUGCUUGAUGAAGUUGCCAGCGAGGUCACCGAUCGGAGUCUAAUGUGAUGAGACAGAACCAGUGGGCAGAAGACCUCCUGCUGGCUGACCUGGAUCUGUCCCUUUCUUCAACCCAUUUUGAUUGUAGAUUUUCAGUGCCCUAAUAAUUUGUGUUUUUUCAUCUGACA
This is a messenger RNA of Spea bombifrons (plains spadefoot toad), 1865 nucleotides long. RefSeq names its product dynein 2 intermediate chain 2 (gene DYNC2I2). The transcript is spliced from 9 exons. Gene Ontology annotation, cellular component: cytoplasmic dynein complex; ciliary plasm. Lineage: Eukaryota; Metazoa; Chordata; Amphibia; Anura; Pelobatidae. The record is from RefSeq and is a predicted model, not a curated record. Gene Ontology annotation, biological process: intraciliary transport. Gene Ontology annotation, molecular function: dynein heavy chain binding; dynein light chain binding. Bases 220 to 1746 code for a protein of 508 amino acids.